Molecule: messenger RNA, 1014 nt
Organism: Hevea brasiliensis (rubber tree)
Lineage: Eukaryota; Viridiplantae; Streptophyta; Magnoliopsida; Malpighiales; Euphorbiaceae
Product: G-type lectin S-receptor-like serine/threonine-protein kinase CES101
Exons: 5
Coding region: 1-1014 (337 amino acids)
Biological process (GO): protein phosphorylation
Molecular function (GO): ATP binding; protein kinase activity
Source: RefSeq, a predicted model, not a curated record
AUGUCAGAUAGACCAAGCGAUGCAGAUGAGCUUAAAAUGUAUAGUGUUUCAUCGAUCAAGGCUGCUACUAAUUCCUUCUCAUUGGAAAAUAAACUCGGAGAAGGUGGUUUCGGACCUGUUUACAAAGGAGAAUUGGCAGACAGUCAGGAAAUAGCAGUAAAGAGACUAUUACAAAGAUCAGGACAAGGGCUAAUGGAGUUCAAAAAUGUGCUUAUACUGAUUGCUAGAUUGCAACACAUGAAUCUUGUGCGACUUUUAGGCUUCUGCAUCCAAGGGGAAGAGAGAUUAUUAAUCUAUGAGACAUAUCAAUCGAAGAGGGUGUUAUUAGAUUGGAGAAAACGAUUUGGUUUCAUUGAAGGAAUAGCUCAAGGUCUACUCUACCUUCACAAGUAUUCGAGAUUAAGAAUAAUCCACAGAAAUUUGAAGACCAGUAAUAUAUUACUUGACAAAGAUAUGAACCCCAAAAUUUCUGAUUUUGGUAUGGCAAGGAUUUUCAAGGCAAACGAAUCUGAAACAAACACCAACAGGAUUGUGGGAAACUGUAACGAUUACAUGGCUCUAGAGUAUGCAAUGGAAGGGAUUUUCUCUAUAAAAUCUGAUGUUUAUAGUUUUGGAGUUCUAAUGUUAGAAAUUAUAAGUGGCAAAAGAAGUCACAAUAUCUAUCACUAUGAUCGUCCGCUCAAUCUCGUGGGUUAUGCAUGGGAGCUAUGGAAAGAGGAUGCAUUAGAAAUAUUAGAUCCAACGAUGAGCGACUCAGCUCCAAGAGACCAAGUUUUGAGAUGCAUUAAUGUGGCAUUGCUAUGUGUGGAGCAUAGUCCCUUUGAUAGGCCAAACAUGGCAGAAGUUUUAUCUAUGUUGAGUAAUGAAGUUCAACAGUUGCCAAUGCCCAAACAGCCAGCAUUUUAUGUUGGAACAACCACUACAAAUGCUACAAUGGCAAGUACAAGUGGAGAAAGAGGUGGACAAACUUAUUCAGCAAAUGGCUUGUCCUUGACAGACAUGGCUGGACGAUAA